AUGCAAGUUGACAAGAUGCCCGCAAAGAUUUCAGAGCAAGGGAGCGAGGAAGAUGAUUCAAAGCGAUCUAAUAUUUCCAAUGGCUUGUGUAUAUCAUCAUCAAUGUGUGUUGUUCUAUUAGGUGAUAUGGAACAAGAGAGGUACUUUUUCAGUACUAAAGAAGCCAAGUAUCCAAAUGGGAACUGAUCUAACAGAGCUAGAAAAUCUGGUUAUUGGAAGGAAACUGGUUUGGACAAACAAAUCAUGAAUUCGAAGACUCGUGAAGUUGUUGGUAUGAAGAAAACUCUUGUUUUCUACAGAGGCAAACCACCUCAUGGUUCAAGAACUGAUUGGAUCAUGCAUGAAUAUCGCCUCACUUCCUCUCACUCCAACCCCUUGAAUGAAAAUUGGGUUAUGUGUCGCAUAUUUUUGAAGGGGAGAAGUGAGGUGAAGAGGAAGAACUCAACUUCAAGUUCAAAAGUGGUUGUUUUCUAUGAUUUCUUCGCAGAGAAGAAGAACAAUACUGAUGCAUCCUCCUCCUAA
Messenger RNA from Medicago truncatula (barrel medic), 522 nucleotides. RefSeq names its product NAC domain-containing protein 83. Lineage: Eukaryota; Viridiplantae; Streptophyta; Magnoliopsida; Fabales; Fabaceae. The record is from RefSeq and is a predicted model, not a curated record. Gene Ontology annotation, biological process: regulation of DNA-templated transcription. The transcript is spliced from 3 exons. Gene Ontology annotation, molecular function: DNA binding.